GUUGCCAGAGAGAAGCAGAGAACUUGGCUCUGCGAUUCCCCUUCACUCUGUCACUAGACAGCCCAAUGGAGUCUGCUGCGGCUGAACCAAGACCCACUGGGGUCAGCAGCCUCUUGGGUGUCCCAGGGCUCAUCACCUGGGACGGGAACGAGGCGAUUGAUGCGGAGGUGAUCGGUGGCAUCAGGCCCAGGUCCUCCCCUCUUCCACGGAGAAGGAGCUCCAGUGACUUAAAGGACUGUGAGCUCGAGCUGACGCCGUCAAGCUCCAGGAGGGUGUCCUUUGCGGAUGCCCUCGGCCAAAACCUGGUGAACGUGAAAGAGUUUGACUCGUGGGACAUAACCAUCCCGCUGAAUUUCGACGCCCUUGAGGGAGAGAAAGAGGUAGAGGAAUACUACUUGUCCUCCUUAUACACUCCUCCACCGUCCGAAGAAGCCAUGGCCCUGAGGGUUCAGGAGCAGAAGCUAGAGCUGGAGAGCAUUGAGUUACUCCGCGGGACUACGAUACUGAGGGGCGUGGUCCGUGUUCUCAAUGUCUCAUUUGAUAAGAUGGUGUACAUCCGCACCUCUCUGGAUGCCUGGGUCACGCACUUUGACCUGCUGGCAGAGUUCAUACCAGGGUCCAGCAAUGGAGACACUGACUGCUUCUCCUUCAAGCUCACCCUGGUGCCCCCCUUUGGGGAAAAGGGGGCCAGAGUGGACUUCUGUCUCCGGUAUGAGACCCCUGUUGGGACUUUCUGGGCCAACAAUAGUGACCGGAACUAUGUGAUGUUUUGUCACCAGAAAGUCAAAGAGCUGAAAGAUAAAGCACAAAAAUACGAAAACGGGCGUAGGAAAAGCAUCCUGAAAGCCAACAUUCAUGAAUUUCCCCGUGACGAAAACUGUUCAUCAAUCAGUGAUGAAUCGUCAGAUGUAAACAAACGUGGAGGAGAGAUGACUAGUGUGAACAUCUCUGAGUCUCAGUCAGGAGCACUCGAAGAUGAUCAUCAGAAAUUACUGAUUGAGAGCAGCCAAAACUCCAUCCGGAGAAACCGACGAAAGGCAGCACGAUUGGUGAAGGUGCAGGACUACUUCAUUCAGAGAGAGGAUGGGACCCAAGAGAAUGAGAAGGGAGCAGUGGAACCAUCACAGAUCCCACAGGAAAGCACAUUCCCACAGGAAGCACCUUCAAAUGGGCCUGUGGUACAACCACUGCCACCACAGCACAGGAAAAAGUUUGGGCUGCAGGCGACUUCAGAUUCUCUAGCUACGUGCAACAAAUUGUCUCCUGGUCUCAGGGACAGCACGUCUUAUGAGGAGUCAGUGAAACCUGAGAACAUAGACUCAAUGGUCAGCUCAGCCCCAUCCGAGCUGGGAGAGGAACAUGCCUCACCGAUCCCCAGCAACAAGUCAGAUUUAACUGAUCAACCCGCUGCUCUGUGCCAAAAUGGUGAAACGUCUGUUUCUAAAGUGGAAGAAAGUGCUCUGAUGCAGAUGGAAUCUGAGAAGGGUGGAUCUGCCAUCAGCACAGAAGGAACACGUUCAGAUAACACUGUGAGGUUGGAGAACAGCACAGCAGGCUCAGUCCCAGGCAGCCAGACCAAUUGCUUUACGUUUGGAAAUGUUGUGGCCCCACUAUACUGUCAGGUAUUUGGUAGAGUGGUGAGCGAGAGCCAGAGCUCAACCGAUAUUGGGAAUCGAACAAGGGGGACAUUGCAUGGAAGGGAUUCAACAGCCUGUACAGUCCAGAGUUACGUAGAAACUCACUCCUGUGUUUCAGCUGAUACCCACGGGGCACCUGAAGAAAAGCCUGUAGAUCAACAGCAAUAUCUUGAAUCAAACCAAGGACAGUUCAUAUUUGGAUUAAGUGCAGAAAAAGAGUCUGAACUUGAACCUCUGUCAGAAAAGGCAGGAGGUUUUCCCAGGGCUCACACUGCCCUGCACACUGCUGCUGCUCUCAGGGCACAAAUCCCCAAAGAGGACUCAGGCCUCCAGGGGCCUGAAGAGAACAUUCUGCCUCCCCAGUCCCAGAUCCACCAGGACAGCGAGUUUUUCCAGACACAAACCCCAUUACCAAACACAACACUUUCACAAACUCCUCCAGACACAACACUUUCCCAAACACAAACAUUGAUAGACACAACACAAGGCAGUCUCUUACAGUCACAAACUGAAAUGGGGUCUAAACAUGUCUCUGCUGAAAUGAAUAUGCAGGGGUACAGUGGUGGAUAUGAGAGACCUGGUGAGUCAGAGGAAAUGGAGAACCCUUCCCCAGCCAACACUGACGAAUGGUCAACAGGCACAUUCACAGAAUUAGUAGGAACAUAUAUAGCCAUGCUAGAGCCUGUGUAUGCUGACCUAAAGGUUUUCACUUCAACAACAAAGGUGGAGGAAAAGAUCCCCACUGAGCACCAAAGCGUAGCUGUGACCUGUACAGACACACUGGAGGAAGAAACCAGUGGGACAAUGUUAAAAGAGAAUCCCAUUGUCGUUAAGGGUUGGACAUCAUUGGAGAAGUUGAUGAGAAAACAAACGGAUCAAGUGAAGGGUGAACCAUCAGUUGAUGUGUCAAACACCUUUGGUGAUGAAGAAAACAGGCAUUCUAUUGACAGUAAGGUUUAUAGUGAGGAAGAAGGCGCGAUGACAAACUAUGUGAGGGAUGAUUAUGAUGAAGACACUGACAAGGUCCCAAUGUUCAAAGAAGAAGAUAUUCAUAAGGAAGAUGACCUGGUCAUUGUGAAAAAUAAGGAGGAUGUAGUAGCUACAGAGAACGAGAAAGGUCCAAGUGAUGGACAACCAUUGCUGAUGAACAAUAUAAUAGAAAAAGACUGGGAGGGGACUGUGGAAGAGGAAGAGGAGGAGAUGAUGGGGGAAUAUGUGGAAGAGGGCCAAUGGGAAGAAGAGAAAGUAGAAGUGGAGAUGAUGGCUGGGGAAAGGGCGUUGGAGGAAGUAGGGGAGGUGGAGGCAACAGAGGAAGAAGUGGGGAAGGAGGUGACCAAGGACGAGUUGGCAGUAGAAGAGGUGGAUAAGGACAAAGAAGAAAUUAUGUUAUGGGAAAAGGUACAAGGAAGGGUGGAGGAAGAGCUGGUGAAAGGAGAGGAGGAAAUAGAGAAAGAAAUGGAGGACGAGAUGGUUGUUGAAGAAGAACUGGAGGAAUUAGAGGAAGGGGAUGUGAAAUGGAUAGAGUGGGAGGAAGAGGAGAUUGUAGAGGAAGAGAAGGAGGAGGAAGCAGAGAAAGUCAAAGUAGAUGUAGAAUUACUCGAUGAUCAAAAUGAAUUGGUGGAUGAGUUAAGCAAGCCAAUGGGCAAUCCUUGUGAGGGUAAGGGGGGUGAGAGCACAAAUGUAAAUGUUGCAGAAAAAUCAGGCCCAGAAGAAAAUACAUUAAAGACGGAUGAAGUGUCAAAUCUUUGCUACAAUGACGUAACGCCGGACACUAAUCAACUUGGAGGAGAGGAAAUGGAUUCCAUCAAAGGAGACGGGGAAUCCUACAUUCAAACAGAUGAACCUGCCCAUGGGAAAGAGGGUGAAGGUGGGGCUGAGGCGGACGACGCGUCCACAGAGUCCCCGUCAGAUGAUGAGAUGGAGCUGUACAUGCACAGUCUGAGGGCUGCACAGAAGCAGCGAAACAAGGACCUGAGUCUUGGGAAACGGCCCUCGAUAAGUAGAAGAGGCAGCAGGCUGUCCAUGCCGUCCAUCAGUGAGUCUGUGGAUGAGGCAAGCAACCAGGAAGAUCAGCCAGACACAGUGUCUGUGGAGCAUCAAUCUACAAGUGCAGUGCCCGUUGUGGAGGGAGGGCAGGAUAGCACCAGGAGCAAUGUCAUGUGGUGGAGAGAAACAUUUUCUUGGCAUAAUCUCUCAAAAGCACUGUUAUACACCGUCCUGUUUGUGGUGUUUGGUUUUGCUGCUUACCAUUAUGACUUUCUGGCCUGUUUCAGUCUUUACUUGUUAUCUGUGAUCUGGCUGGUUUGUCAGGGGGAGAAACCGGCGAUGAAAGGAAAUAAUAGAAUAGGUUGAGACCCGUGAAAAUAUAUGUCAGUGUUUAUGAAGUGCCCCACAAUUAAGUUGAAUUAUUUUUCAUUAUGCCUCAUCUGAGGAUACAUGAACUCGCAAAUGCCAAAAGUGUAAAACGAUUGGUGUGUAGCAUACUGCAAAUACUCUUAUGAGCGUCACCUAGUUCAAGGCAGACCCUUUUUCAGUUCAAUGGAGCACACAAUAAUAUUAUUUUUCUAAUAGAAUGUUAUGUGCCUUUUCUACACAUUGGCCAUACUAUUGAUGCAUCUUGGCAGCAUGUAUGUUAUUUGAACACAUUAGUUCAAAGCCUUACGUCCAAACAACACACCAGUUACAAAGCUGUGGACCAUUGCUUAGAUGGAUUAUUGAUUAUAACAACUUUUAUUGCAUUAUUGUAUUUGGUGUAAAUUAAACUGAUUUUAAAACAGUCUAAAUUGGAUUCAUAAUAUCAAUUUACAGUAUGUUAUUACUUUGUUAUUUAAUAAAUAAAUAGGCUUAACAAAAACUAUUAUAUCUAUGAAUCUCUUUUCUGAUAACAGCAGUAGUAGAAAAAAAACUUUAAUUUCCUGCAAUCUUUCAACAAAUAAUAUAAUUGACCACAUGUGUAUUUACAGUACCCUGGGGGACAUUUAAAAAAACAUGUAGACAUUUCCCACAAUGUGAAGUAUACUGCAUGCAGGACUUUUGUGAUGAAGCAGGGGCGGACUGGGACCAUAAAUCGUCCCAAGCAUUUCUGACACACUGGGGUCAAAUGGGCCAGUUCACUAAACUAUUUUGGGUCGGUGGACGUGAAAUGGGACAGCAGCCCAUUAGUCAAAUGAUGAUCAUUCUGCAUCAAAAUCAUAAUAACAUUUCUUAACAGGGCCAUUUUAUUUAUUUAUUUUAUAAAAAGAUGGACCGGCCCACCGUCCGUUUCUGUGAUGAAGACAUCUCAUGCCUUAUUCUUACUGUUGGACUCCAUCCAUCACACCACUGACCUUUAGGAGGUGAACUCUGCAUGGCACCACUGGAGGUUGUCAAGCAGUAGUGAGUGUGGUUGUAAUUUUAGCAGACGUAUUCGAUUUCAAUUCGCUCCCAUCCAGGCUUGUUAGGGCUUUGUGAGGACACAUCCGUUUCCUGUACUCUGAUGCAUUACUGUUAGAUUCGUUAGCUACUGUAUGGGGCUCUGUAUAGGGCUCAUGUAUAGGGCUCAUGGACAACUUUAUUGUACGCGUUCUCUUGGUAAAUAAACAUGCAAGAAGUUAUGCAAGGGGUAUAUACCUAAUAGUAAGAUUACAACACUAUCAUGGGUCAAUGUUGAUGUAUGGUUGAUUGGGAAAACAGAAAGUGUGAAAACCAUAGUCCACUUCUUACCGCAUAUCAGCUUGAGACAGUUUGAAUCUGUUCUCAUGUCAAGACAAUGCUGUGUAUAUUAGUCUUUCUGGUGUGUUGAAAUGGUUUUCUAAAUAUACAAUAUAGACCGAACUGAAUGUAACUGAAUUCAAUCUCUUUGUCUCUAUCUGACUCAUGCCUUGAGAAAGUGUGAAAGGCUGUUUUCCAAGGCUAUAGCGUCACAGUGCAACUGCCAAUCUGGACAAGCAGGUCUCUCUUCACACACUGUACAAAAUGUCAUGUCUCUUUCAAACCAAGUGCAGUUAUUUCACCUCAUGAUUUAUGUAGCUAACUUCACCAGGCAUCAAAGACUCUCCCAGCAAACACCAAUAUGAUUAAAUAGGUGGUCAAUACCAUAAGCUUGUGUUCAUUUCGAAUAACUUGAUAGCUAGCGCCUUGGGGCGUGUUUGAACUUUAGCUGUUGGUUGUGAUCGGGGUACUACAGCUGCAACCGCUUGUCAGGGGCUUUCGGGGGCUUCCUGUGUGAGGAUUAUCACACCCUUUAGCUGUGCAAAAGAACAUGUGGACAUUUUUAGCCACAGAGAGACACAAUUACAUUCUUAAAAGGGCAGACACACAGAGAGCCUCUUCUAUCUGUGCAAAGAGAAAUAAGAGGAAUGUUUAGCUAACAUGGCAAAUAAUAUUUUCCUUAAUAUCUUAAAUUCUCAUCUACAGGUUAAAAAGGGGGAUGUAUUUGUGUCCAUCAGCCACAUUUGAGCAAUGUCAGGAUAUUCCGCAACAUGAGUUCCAUGAGAGCCAUGUGGCUGAAGUGGCUGUGUACGUCUGAGGGUGAGGUGUGACAUUGGAGUGACAUUAGAGCCGUGCGUCACGAUUAUGAGCGUCAUGCGCCAUCAGCCAGGGCAAGGUGAUGAUAUCACAUUCAUCCAGCUUUUUCACUGAGACUCGUCAUCGUGAUAACACGUCAUCAAAACAAAUGUGCUGGAGAUCCUUUUCUCUUUCCCUAUUGUAUGAUGAAGACUGAUGGAACGUUCUGUGAUUAUUAGGAUAUUUCUGUAAGUGUCUGUCUGUUUCACUUUCUUACUGCUUGCUAACAAGUGUAGGGGCAAAAAAACCAUGACUUACUUUGUGUGCCAGUACACAUUAGCAGUCUAUAACAAUCAAUGCUCAAAAUACAAAACGCAAUUAUUUUGUGACACCAUGGGUCAUUCUUUAAGGCAUUUGGGCAUGGAAUUUGAUCUAUAUAAUAUAUUGAAUACUUUUGUAUACUUUCUAUCAUUCCAAAUAAUACCUCGAUACAGUAUCUCUAAAUCCCAAGAAUAUGUCAAACUCUACUCAUCGCUACUGGGACAAGCGAAUUUGCUUUACUUUAAUCACGUUUUACAGUAUAGAGGACUUACAUUAUGUUUUACAUUAAUUAACAGUUCAAUAUAAAUAAAAACAUGAAUAACUAUUUGUCAUUUUAAAGUGUUUUCAUGGUUGCAAAGUUGAGGGGCACAAAUGUCACCGUAAUUCAAAAACGACCCCAAGGCUAAUUGCUGUUUACACAAUGGCUCGCAGAAACACUUUAACCGUAAUAAUGAAGUUAUGACACAAACACAUGAUGUUCAGUGUGUGUAAAGGUCCUCACAUGCUGCUGCCUAUGAUGUUCAAAUGUGGUCACAAUGGUGGAAUGGGAAAGGCCUAUAUUCCACAUGACACUCCACUCUAUCAAGCAGCUGUUUACAUACAUCAGAAGGGUGUGUCAGGAUCUGUCUGAAAUGGCACCCUAUUCACUAUAUAGUGCACUACUUUUGACUAGAGCCCUAUGGGCCCUGGUCAAAAGUAUUGCACUAUAUAGGGAAUAGGGUGCCAUUUCAGACACAGAUUCAGUCUGACCCAGAUUCAGGAGGUAUAAGCAGUCACCAUCAUGUGUUAGUUAUUUUUAGGACAGCAAACAAGUUAUUAUUGACCCAGGGAUUUGAAGGAGAAUUUACAGUUUACAGUUUACUUAUAACAGAGAACAACUGGUUUAAUUGUAUCAAUUUGUGCACAUACAGAUUAUAUCUACACCAAAGUCAAAAUCAAUCCCACGUAAUGCAAUAUUACAAGACUAAUGAAAAUGGUGACAGUAUUUUAGAAUAAGCAGCAUGGCUAUUGCCUAAAUCACCCUUUGAUAAAAUGUAUUAUAAGUAAUAGAUUUAUUCAGCCUAUGUCAGGGGUACCCACGUAAAAGAAAUACUACAAUUUACGAUAGAAUACUAUAGUACUUAGUAUAGUAUUCUGUAGUAAACUGUAGUAUACUGUAGAAUCCUAUAAUCCACAGUGUAGUAUCCCUCGAUCGUGUAGUGCUUACUAUAGACUUUGUAGUAUACUGUAGUAUAAUAUACUACACACUGUAUUCUCCUCUGAUCAUGAGAGAGUACUUACUUUUGAAUUUUGUAGUAUACUGUAGAAUACUAUACCACACACUGUAGUAUCCCUCCAUUGUGUAGUGCUUACUAUAAUAUUUUGUAGUAUACUGUAGAAUACUAUACUACACACUGUAGUAUCCCCCUCGAUCAUGUAAGCCAGGCUUACUAUAGAAUGUUGUACUAUACUGUAGAAUACUACACCACACACGUUUGUAUCCCUCGAUCUGCUAGCUGCUAGCUUUGUCGAUGCUGGUUUGAUUUGAACGUGCUGUCCUUCGGGAGCUCAUGCAGGAGAUUUCCUCUGAGGUUCCAACUCGAUUGUGUAGUGCUUACUAUAGAUUUUUGUAGUAUACUGUAGAAUACUAUAUUCCACACUUUAGUAUCCCUUGAUUGAUUGAUUUUAUUUGACUAUUUAAAAACAUAGUACAACCACAAGUGUGGAUACAAUGCAUUUACAAAUGUGUCAAUAAUAACACAAAAAAAUUCUAAGCUAACCCACAUGAAAAAAUACUAUAGUAUACUAUGGUCUAAAUACUGUAGUAUUACUAUAUUUAUAUACUAUAUAAAUAUAGUAGUGCUUUUACGGACAUUACUGUAGUAUUCACUGUAGUAUUUUUUGCGGGCAUGACUGUAGUAUACCCUGGAUCCCUGACCAGUUCACCGGACAUGCUACCUUAUCCCGGACCUGCUGUUUCUACCCUCUCUCUCUCUAUCUCCACCGCACCUGCUGUCUCGACCUCUGAAUGCUCGGCUAUGA
Messenger RNA from Oncorhynchus gorbuscha (pink salmon), 8465 nucleotides. RefSeq lists its product as uncharacterized. Lineage: Eukaryota; Metazoa; Chordata; Actinopteri; Salmoniformes; Salmonidae. The coding region runs from base 66 to 3989 and encodes 1307 amino acids. Gene Ontology annotation, molecular function: protein phosphatase 1 binding; glycogen binding. Gene Ontology annotation, biological process: regulation of glycogen biosynthetic process. Gene Ontology annotation, cellular component: protein phosphatase type 1 complex. The record is from RefSeq and is a predicted model, not a curated record. The transcript has 4 exons.